GCUGCUACGGUCGCCGCCGGUGGAGUGGUGUGUUCGCGAGGGUUUUACGUUUUUUUUUACAUUUAUACUACGUUUAAAUUAAAAAUCUGCCAUACAACAUAAACAAUGGGCAAAAAGGAAGAAGAAGAGAUCAUCCGGAUCGCGAAGAAGAUGGAUAAAAUGGCACAGAAAAAGAACGGGGUAAGGUGUUGGUUGCUCUGGAUUUAUUUAAAAGAACUAAAGAACAUACCCAUGACCCUGGAGCUUCUGCAGUCUACGAGAAUCGGGAUGUCGGUCAAUGCCAUCCGCAAACAGAGCACAGACGAUGAAGUGACCUCACUGGCCAAGUCUUUGAUCAAGUCCUGGAAGAAGUUGCUGGAUGAGCCCGCUGCUGAUAAAAACUCUGAGGAGAAAAAGAAGGAACGCACAACACCAGUGGUCUCGCCUUCUGAAACCAGCCCCGAACCCAGAGAAGAGAGUUCAAGCAGCAAUUCUAGCAGUAAGAGCGAGUCUGUUGAUGUUACACCCAACACUUUGAUAGCCACUUUCCCACGAGCACCAGGCACAUCUGACUCAGUCCGUAUCAAGUGCAGGGAGAUGCUGUCAAAUGCUUUGCAAACAGGAGAUGAUUACAUUACGAUUGGCUCUGACUGCGAUGAACUUGGUGCUCAGAUUGAAGAUUGUAUCUUUUUGGAAUAAAAUACUGACAUGAAAUACAAGAAUCGUGUACGAAGCCGGAUCUCUAAUCUUAAGGAUGCAAAGAAUCCAAACCUGAGAAGGAACGUCCUUUGAAAUGUCAGUCCAGACCGCAUAGCCAAAAUGACAGCAGAGGAAAUGGCAAGUGAUGAACUGAAGGAAAUGCGCAAGAAUCUGACCAAAGAGGCCAUCAGGGACCACCAAGUGGCCACUUCUGGGGGCACCCAGACUGACCUGUUCACUUGUGGCAAAUAAAAGAAGAGGUGUACAUACACCCAGGUUCAAACUCGAAGUGCUGAUGAACCGAUGACAACAUUCGUCUUCUGCAAUGAAUGUGGAAAUAGGUGGAAGUUCUGCUGAAGCUGGGGGUUGUUCUCUGUGUUUGGAGAUGUAGCUAAAUUCCAGGACCACGUUUCUGUAUCAUUGAUGACAAUUUCAAUG
This is a messenger RNA of Danio aesculapii, 1116 nucleotides long. It is a transcript of the gene tcea1, whose product is annotated as transcription elongation factor A (SII), 1. Gene Ontology annotation, biological process: positive regulation of transcription by RNA polymerase II; DNA-templated transcription; transcription elongation by RNA polymerase II. Gene Ontology annotation, molecular function: zinc ion binding; nucleic acid binding. The record is from RefSeq and is a predicted model, not a curated record. Lineage: Eukaryota; Metazoa; Chordata; Actinopteri; Cypriniformes; Danionidae. Gene Ontology annotation, cellular component: nucleus.